AGAACUGUAGAAGAUCCUUUUAGAAUCUGGAAGAACAAACUUAUGCAGCUGUGGAAAAAUAUGAGUUGUUAAGCUUAUGCUUAGCCCAGCGUGAGACAGGACUGGUGUGACAACUUGUUUUUAAUCCGUGACUCAAAACUGUGAUCACCCUGAUGUCACCGAAUGGCCACAGCUUGUAAAAGGGAGUUACAGUGGAGGUAAAAGGAGUGGCUUGCAGGAUGGAGAAGUUGCUCCCUGUGUUGUUGGAAGUGAGCCACCAUUUGAACUUGCUAGCUCAUGCUGCAGGAUUCAGAUUAGUUGGUGUCUCGUGAUCAGUUUCUACGAUCCAAAUCAAAGCUGAAAUUUGUAAGAGCAUUUGCUCUGAGAUUUUUCUCUGAACAGAACUCUUGUUUCAGAUUUUAAGCAAGAUGAAGGCAUGUGUAGCCAGACUGUGUAAUUGUUUGUUCGGCACCAUUGCUUGCUUAGAGGAACAACACGGUGUCUGGUUUGUGAACAAUUGGAUGUUAAAGAAUAAAUAGUUUCUCAACAAACAGAUCACCAGGAGAACCUCACUCUGAAACCAUUGAAACUAGCCGAAUGAAGCGAGCAGCUGCAAAGCAUCUAAUAGAGCGCUACUACCACCAGUUAACUGAGGGCUGUGGAAAUGAAGCCUGCACGAAUGAAUUUUGUGCUUCCUGUCCAACUUUUCUCCGUAUGGAUAACAAUGCAGCAGCCAUUAAGGCCCUCGAGCUUUAUAAGAUUAAUGCAAAACUCUGUGAUCCUCAUCCCUCCAAGAAAGGAACGAGCUCAGCUUACCUAGAAAACAAUUCCAAAGGUGCCCAUAACAAUUCCUGCUCAGACAGAAAAAUGAACAAGAAGGAAAUGCAAGGCCCACGAGAUGACUUUAAAGAUGUGACUUUUCUAACAGAAGAAAAGAUCUAUGAAAUUCUUGAACUAUGUCGAGAGAAAGAGGAUUAUUCCCCYUUAAUCCGAGUGAUUGGGAGAGUAUUUUCUAGUGCUGAAGCAUUGGUACAGAGUUUCCGGAAAGCCAAACAGCACACCAAGGAAGAACUUAAGUCUCUUCAAGGAAAGGAUGAAGAUAAAGAUGAAGAUGAAAAGGAAAAGGCUGCCUGUUCAGCUGCUGCUAUGGAAGAAGAUUCAGGCGCGUCGUCAUCGUCAUCAUCGUCAUCAAGAAUAGGUGAUAACACGCAGGGAGAUAACAACCUCCAAAAACUAGGCCCCGAUGAAGUGUCUGUAGAUAUUGAAGCAGUCAGGCGGGUCUAUGAUAGAUUACUUUCUAAUGAAAAAAUAGAAACUGCCUUUUUAAAUGCACUUGUGUACUUGUCACCUAAUGUGGAAUGUGACUUGACUUAUCAUAAUGUGUACUCUCGGGAUCCUAACUAUCUGAAUUUGUUUAUUAUUGUUAUGGAGAAUGGCAAUCUUCAUAGCCCAGAAUACCUGGAAAUGGCUCUGCCCUUGUUUUGCAAAGCCAUGAGCAAGCUGCCCCUAGCAGCCCAAGCAAAACUGGUCAGAUUAUGGUCUAAAUACAGAGCAGACCAGAUUCGGAGAAUGAUGGAGACGUUUCAGCAGCUUAUCACUUACAAAGUCAUAAGCAAUGAGUUCAAUAGUCGUAACCUAGUGAAUGAUGAUGACGCUGUUGUUGCUGCUUCAAAGUGCUUGAAAAUGGUUUACUAUGCAAAUGUAGUAGGAGGGGAUGUGGAUACGGAUCACAACGAAGAGGAAGACGAAGAGCCCAUCCCAGAAUCCAGUGAACUGACGAUUCAAGAACUGUUGGGUGAGGAAAGACGGAAUAAAAAAGGGCCUCGAGUGGACCCCCUGGAAACUGAACUUGGUGUUAAAACUAUAGAUUGCAGAAAACCACUUAUCCCUUUUGAAGAAUUUAUUAAUGAACCACUGAAUGAUGUUCUAGAAAUGGACAAGGAUUACACUUUCUUCAAAGUAGAAACAGAAAACAAGUUCUCUUUUAUGACCUGUCCCUUCAUAUUGAAUGCUGUUACCAAGAACCUGGGCUUGUACUACGACAACAGGAUCCGGAUGUACAGUGAGCGGCGCAUAACGGUGCUCUACAGCCUGGUGCAAGGACAGCAGCUCAACCCCUAUCUGCGACUCAAAGUGCGGCGUGACCACAUCAUCGAUGAUGCCCUCGUCCGGCUAGAGAUGAUUGCCAUGGAGAAUCCUGCAGACUUGAAGAAGCAACUGUAUGUGGAAUUUGAAGGAGAGCAAGGGGUAGAUGAAGGAGGUGUUUCCAAAGAAUUUUUUCAACUAGUUGUGGAAGAGAUCUUCAAUCCAGAUAUCGGUAUGUUCACGUACGAUGAAUCUACGAAACUGUUUUGGUUUAAUCCGUCCUCRUUUGAAACGGAGGGUCAGUUUACACUGAUUGGCAUCGUGCUGGGCCUGGCCAUUUACAAUAACUGCAUCCUGGACGUUCACUUUCCCAUGGUUGUCUACAGGAAGCUCAUGGGCAAGAAAGGAACUUUCCGUGAUCUGGCAGACUCUCAUCCCGUUCUCUACCAGAGCUUGAGAGACCUGCUGGAGUAUGAAGGAAGUGUGGAGGACGACAUGAUGAUAACUUUUCAGAUCUCUCAUACGGAUCUCUUUGGCAACCCAAUGAUGCAYGAUCUAAAGGAAAACGGUGAUAAAAUUCCCAUUACAAAUGAAAAUAGAAAGGAAUUUGUCAAUCUCUAUGCUGACUAUAUACUCAAUAAAUCAGUAGAAAAGCAGUUCAAGGCCUUUCGGAGAGGAUUCCACAUGGUGACCAAUGAAUCUCCUUUGAAAUAUUUAUUUAGACCAGAGGAAAUUGAAUUACUUAUUUGUGGAAGUAGGAAUCUAGACUUCCAAGCACUAGAAGAAACGACAGAGUAUGAUGGUGGCUAUACAAGAGACUCUCUCAUUAUUAGGGAAUUUUGGGAAAUAGUCCAUUCGUUCACGGACGAGCAGAAAAGGCUGUUCUUGCAGUUUACAACAGGCACAGACAGAGCCCCCGUGGGAGGACUUGGGAAAUUAAAGAUGAUCAUAGCCAAAAAUGGCCCAGACACGGAAAGGUUACCUACAUCUCACACCUGCUUUAAUGUCCUUUUGCUUCCGGAGUACUCGAGCAAAGAGAAGCUGAAAGAAAGGCUAUUGAAGGCCAUCACKUAUGCCAAGGGCUUUGGCAUGCUCUAAUAAACGAAUAUAACAAAAGGGAUUAAAAAAAAAUGAUGGUGAUGAUGAUGAUGAUGAUGUCCCUGUCCAAAAAGGCCAUAAGAUAGUGAGCUACAGUAGUCACCUGUGUUUGUGCCUCCCUUCUUUACUGGGGACAUUGGGCUGGAACAGCAGAUUUCAGCUGCUUAUAUGAACAAAUUCUUUAUUUUUUCUUUUAGCGUGAAAGUGUUACAUAUUCUUUCACUUGUAUGUACAGAGAGGUUUUCCUGAAUAUUUAUUUUAAGGGUUAAAUCACUUUUGCUUGUGUUUAUUACUGCUUGAAGUUGAGCCUUUUUGAGUAUUUACAAGAAAACAAACUGUACUCUCCCAAGGAAAAUAUUGCCAUCAUUUGUAGACCAUGUAACCUUCAAGUAUGUGCUAUAUUUUUGUCCCUGUAUCUAAUCCAAUCAAGAACUGUACUUUUUUGAAGAGUUUGCUUUUGAAACUUGAAGUCUUGGAAAACAGUGUGAUGCAAUUACUGCUGUUCUAGCCCCCAAAGAGUUUCUGUGCAAAAUCUUAAGAAUCAAUAAAGAUGGAAGGGAGAACUUGGAAUGUUCAACUGCAGCCUUGAGAACUUUACUUUAGUCACAGCACAACAAUUAAAAUUCAUUUCACUAUAUGUUGUCUUCACAUGUCUUGUAAUAAAUUGUGUUUUUAAUUAGAAAACAUUUCUUAGUGUAUGGAACAGAGGGUAGAAACUUUAGUUACUGUUUUUUUAAAACAAAAAGUUUACUGGGGAAAGUGCAUUUUCAACUGAACAGCUUUAGAGUAGCGAGUGAAAUGUUUGGAAAAGAAAAAGAUAGGAAGUUUUUGCUAUAUUAUAAACAAAGCAUGUGGAAGUGCACUUAAAAUGAAGUUCUAUUCUUAAUUGCCUAU
This is a messenger RNA of Nothoprocta perdicaria, 4056 nucleotides long. RefSeq names its product ubiquitin protein ligase E3A (gene UBE3A). Gene Ontology annotation, molecular function: ubiquitin protein ligase activity. The transcript has 13 exons. The record is from RefSeq and is a predicted model, not a curated record. Gene Ontology annotation, biological process: ubiquitin-dependent protein catabolic process; protein polyubiquitination. Bases 577 to 3162 code for a protein of 861 amino acids. NCBI's taxonomy places the organism in Eukaryota, Metazoa, Chordata, Aves, Tinamiformes, Tinamidae.